Camellia sinensis is the source of this 1679-nucleotide messenger RNA. It is a transcript of the gene AMI1, whose product is annotated as amidase 1. The record is from RefSeq and is a predicted model, not a curated record. NCBI's taxonomy places the organism in Eukaryota, Viridiplantae, Streptophyta, Magnoliopsida, Ericales, Theaceae.
AAUUGAGGAUUGAUUUUUCUUGACAAUAUCACUUCUUCACAAAGCUUAUAUAUUUGAUUUAGACGAAAGCUGAGACUCUGAGAGAGAGAGAGAGAGAGAGAAUGGCGAUGGAGUCGGAUAAUGGAGCUUUCAUGGAGAAAUUCAUACUAGAAGCAAGCUCUUCUUCACCUCAUGAACUUGCCUUAAAAGGACUCACCUUUGCCGUUAAAGACAUAUUUGAUUUGGAUGGAUAUGUUACUGGGUUUGGAAAUCCCGAUUGGGCACGGACCCAUUCGGCUGCCACGUCAACAGCUCCAGCAGUUUUGGCUGUGUUGAGGGAAGGUGCUACAUGUAUAGGUAAAACUGUCAUGGAUGAAAUGGCAUACAGUAUAAAUGGAGAAAACAAACAUUAUGGGACACCCAAAAAUCCAUGUGCACCAGAUCUGGUGCCUGGAGGAUCUUCUAGUGGAUCUGCUGUUGCAGUUGCUGCAAUGCUUGUAGAUUUCUCCUUAGGUACUGACACUGGAGGAAGUGUAAGAGUUCCUGCAUCAUUUUGUGGGAUUUUGGGGUUCCGGCCUUCUCAUGGUGUUGUUUCAACCACUGGGGUCAUUCCUAUGGCACAGAGUUUCGACACUGUCGGAUGGUUUGCUAGGGAUGCAGAGAUCUUGAACCGAGUUGGGCGGGUUUUACUACAGUUGCCUAUUGUGGAACCUGUGAAACCUAGCCAUAUUAUUAUUCCAGAAGAUUGUUUCCAGCUUCUAAGCAUCCCAAGUGAUCGAGUAACUACAGUUCUUGUUAAAUCAGUGGAGCAAUUAUUUGGCUUUAGUGAUGCAGGUCACAUUAUAAAGUAUGCAAGCCUCGGGGACUAUGUUAAGGACAGCGUUCCAACUUUGAAGCAUUUCAUGGUCAAAGGACAUGAAAAUCAAGAAUAUAAUGUCGCAUCCUUGGUAGCCCUCUCAAGUGCACUGAGGCAGCUUCAAAGGCACGAAUUCAAGAAUAAUCAUGGUGAGUGGGUAAGUACAGUCAAACCUGAUUUAGGACCCGGUAUAUCCGAACGUGUGUGGGAAGCGGUGAGGUCAACAGAUGAAAAUAUUGAUGUCUGCACCUCUGUGAAGACUGAACUGCGUGCUGCUCUCACUGCUCUCCUAGGGGAUUUUGGUAUUUUAGCAAUCCCCACAACUCCUGGCCCUCCACCGAAGUUACAGACAGAGCCGACUACGCUGGAAACGUUUCGUGUCGGGGCUUUUAGCUUGUUGGCUGUUGCUGGAGUUUCGGGCUUUUGCCAGGUGAGCAUACCACUAGGGACGCACAAUAAUCUUCCCGUGGAAGUUUCCUUGUUGGCAAAACACGGAUCAGAUGGGUUCCUGCUAAAUCUUGUUGAGACACUUUAUGAAACUCUCAAAAAACAAAUUGAAAUCAUUCAAGAAUAGAGUUACUGAAGUUGGUGACAUGUUAAUAUAGGUUUUAUCUCUUCAGUGCUUCAAUAUAUAAAAAUAGGAUUCGCAGGGAAAACCUAUGCUACACACCCCAUAUGCCCUAGUUAUGAUACUAUGGUAUUUAGUAAUGACAUAUUAUGGUGUUGGUUAUGACUUAGUAUAGUGUUAAUUGUGACUCAUCAUGAGGUUGGUUAUGCCUUAUUGUAGUCAUUAUUUUGAAUAAUUAUUAUUUUGAUUAUGAUCGAAAAUGUCUUUAAUAGCUUA